AUGAGGAGUAAUGAUGCUUAUCCACACACUCAAAUCCUCGACAAACAAGAAAGGAAGAUAGCUGCUAAUUUCACAGCAGUUAACUCCCCCCCUCACAGGAAUCGAGAAACUGUUUCCUUUUGGAAAUCAGACAAACGAACCCACAUACAGGAUUUACUUCAUCAUCACGCACAUUUAUUGCAUAAAGCCAAGAAAAAGCAGGCAUUAAACUCCAGAUUGGACUACAGCCUUCUGGUUCUGCCUCCUGUUGGAAGUCAUGUGGUAGUCUACUUUCCCCAAGGUCACGAUGAGCAGGAAAGUAUAGAUGCACAUAUUCCUAAUUACCCUAACUUGCCACGGAAACUUAUCUGUCAGCUUCACAGAGUGACAAAGAACGCAGAUGCUGAAACAGAUGAAGUAUAUGCGCAAAUGACUCUGCAAAGUCCAAGUCCACAAGAGCAAAAGUUGGUGUAUCUUCUGCCUGCUGAAUUUGGCACUCCCAGCAAUCAACCAACCAAUUACUUUUGCAAAACAUUAACCGCAAGUGAUACCAGCACACAUGGAGGAGCAGCUGAAAAAGCCUUCCCUCCUAUUGAUUACUCACAGCAGCCUCAUGCUCAAGAACUAAUUGCCAGAGAUCUUCAUAAUAAUGAAUGA
Messenger RNA from Sphenostylis stenocarpa, 636 nucleotides. NCBI's taxonomy places the organism in Eukaryota, Viridiplantae, Streptophyta, Magnoliopsida, Fabales, Fabaceae. The record is from the annotation of a GenBank genome assembly.